AUGCCACGACCGGUACGAUCUCGAGUCGCGCCGGCAGCACCGAAAGGGAAUGCUGCCGGCGCAGCUCCGGCUGCUGAACCCGAACCAGCCAAGAAAGCUGCGGCAAGUCAGGUUACUCAAGUCGAAGCAGUAAGCGACACGAGCAGUGACAUCUAUGGACUCAGCGACCGCGAAAUCGAGCGCCAAGCAAUCCGGCGCGCCUCUGGCGGUACCGCCCAUGCGAAACCCCAACAGGCAAAAGCUCUUGAAGAAUCCAGAACCCGACGCGAUGCUGCAAUGAAUGUUCUGGACGAUCUCAGUUCGACCUCGCCAUUGGAGGGGCCUUCGACUGCUAGGAAAGCCAGUUCCACUACCGUGCGCGCUAGUCGCCGGAGCUCCAGCAGGCUACGGAGGAGCGCGCCUGAUGCUUCAGGGCUGGAAGUCAUGGAUGAUUCAGAGCUUUUCGGCGGAAACUUUGACGAUUUGGAUAUGGAUAUCAGCUUAGGCGAGGAUUCUGUGCUGGCUGGUGGUCAGCGGUCGACCGACACGUCUUCGUUCAAUGUGGGGCUUUUCAGACGAGGUCGUCCGCGUCAAUCGAGCAUUGUUGGCCGGGACGACGCACCUAUUCGCCCCAGUAGCCGGGGUCCAAACACGCCCAGUAUCAGUACGACCUUCAACAUUGGGACCUUCAAGCGGCGGGCCAGGGAGCAGAGUAUUCUAGGGAGUAGGCGGAAGGCUCGGCAAGAGCCAGACGAGACGGAGCCACCAGCCGACGAGGAGCGACCGGGGGACAGCGAUAUUGGCUCGGAUGAGGAGGUAAUUCCAGAAAGUGUCAUUGGGUCCCCUAGUCGCAGGAGGACUCGCGGCUCCGAUAUAAGGGAUAGAGAGCCAUCGCUACCUGCUGUGGAUACCAGUCCCGAAGAGGGAUCUUCGCGAAAGAGAAAAUCAACAGAGGGCCAGGACGGCUCAUCCAAGCGGCCUGCGCGGGAGUCCAUCGAUGUUCCGCAAGAUUCGAUCGAGAGCGACUCGGAGCUCAGCUUGCCACCUCUUGAUGAUACACCAUCCACUCCAGGCCAUGACACAGCACGACGCGCAGUUGUGGAUGAAGACGAUGACAUACUAGCACCGCCAGCUAGCAGCAGCUCAUCAGAUGCCAGCCCGAUCAGCUGGCCGUCUCUACGAAAUCUUCCUCGCAAUAGACAUCGCCGAGCGCUGUCGGAUUCUCGUAAAACACCCGCUCCUGCCCACGGUGAAGAUGUGCUGUCGGACAUGUCAUCUCCGCCAUCGCUGACGCACUCGCCCAAUUACGCCGCGGCCAAAACCAAAAAUACCCGUGGGGCAGCCACCGCAAAAAAUGCCCGCAAGGCCUCGCCGAAGCUUACUACCGCCGAGCUCACGGCAAUGCUGCCCAAGAGGAGGCAAAGAACCGCCCGAGAUGACCAGUCCGACGGGGAGUUCGACUCUACAACAGUGGCGAAUGAGGCAGACGAGCUGUCCUACGUUGAGGGGUCCAGGGCACGGCGCGCGAGAAGACCUGCGGGGCCUUUGGCCGGGCCCAAUGCCCCCGUCGCCCGGGCGCAGGCGACCAAAGGCCACAAAAGGCGUGCUCGGAGGACAUAUGGCUCCCGUGCCACCGCGGGCUCCGACAAGGAAAACCAAGAUGGAGAAGGUGAAGGUGACACAAUACAAGUUGCAGCCGAUGAAGAGUACUGUUCAGAAGACGCAUUGGCGGAUGAUACCUUGGAUGCGACAGAAGGCCAUGUCGAGCUUCCUGGCAAACUGAGCGAGGAGCUCCAGCAGGCGGCGCAAAAGUUCAAAGAGGUUGAUCGGUGGGAAAUGGAAUUCGAAGAGGUCACGGAAUCGUCAUCACCCGAAGCUGCAGCUGCUCGGUGA
Molecule: messenger RNA, 1872 nt
Organism: Pyricularia pennisetigena
Lineage: Eukaryota; Fungi; Ascomycota; Sordariomycetes; Magnaporthales; Pyriculariaceae
Exons: 1
Coding region: 1-1872 (623 amino acids)
Source: RefSeq, a predicted model, not a curated record